This is a messenger RNA of Staurois parvus, 1944 nucleotides long. Lineage: Eukaryota; Metazoa; Chordata; Amphibia; Anura; Ranidae. The record is from the annotation of a GenBank genome assembly.
AUGGACCCAUCCCACUUCUUGACACCCCAGAGUAACACCAACAAGAAGAUUCUUGAAGUCACCAAUAGGAUCCUUAAAUUGUUGACAGGAGAGGGUUGGGAAUACAUAGAAGAUUCUAGGGAUCUGUAUAAGGAAGAGAACUCAGAGGCUCAGCAGAUCUUUUCAUCUUAUGCAUACAGUAAUGGGAACCCACCAGAGAGAUGUCCCCGUCCUCUGUAUUCCGGGGAUUCCACACAGGAAGGGCCCACCACCCCUCACUGUCAUCAGGUAGAUGGAUCCAGUAAAGGGAACCCACCAGAGAGAUGUCCUCCUCCUCUGUAUUCCCGGGAUUCCACACAGGAAGAUCACAGCAUCCCCCACCAUCAUCAGGUAAAUGGAUCCAGUAAUGGGAACCCACCAGAGAGAUGUCCUCCUCCUCUGUACUCCCGGGAUUCCACACAGGAAGAUCUCACCAUCCCUCUCCACAAUCAGGUUCAAGAGUUGGCUGAUGUGAAAGUUGAAGGUAAAGAUGACGAAGAAGAGAUGUGUGUGAGAGGCAGUCCAAGCUGUAUAGAUAAAGUUAAAGUGAGGGUGACAAUUAAAGAGGAAGACCUUUUUCCAGAGAUCAGUACAGAUGGGCACCUUGACAGUGACCUAGAAGAUAACAUCAUAACUCAAGACUGUCAAAGAGAAAAACCCGUUACACAAAACAGCCAUCCAGGAUGUCACAGUGAAGAAAGUCCAACAGAUCUUGAGUUAUCUUUUUCAGAUCAGGCAGAUAGUGUUCCUCCAGCUCCAGGUUCAGGACUGUAUAUUACGGGUAGGUCACCUAAUCUUGAGGAAACCUCUGCCGAUAACUCACAAAGUGUUAUCCCAGUAGUCCACCCAACAAGACACAGUGAAGCCAGAUCACCAGAUGCCUCUAAACUGGAGAAAUCUCCUUAUAAUAGCUUAAAAACUGCUUCUCCAGGACUUCACAACAUAGCUAGAUCACUGGAUCCCUCUAUCCCCGAAGAACGGCCCGUCUUUAAGUCCGAGAAGGAUGAACCUGGUCUUCGUACGGAAAAGGGUGAAUGUUUCUCAAGGGCAUCAAAAAUUGCUGAGGAUCCAAAAAUGGCCACUGAUAUAAUCUCAUUUAUAUGUUCAGACUGUGGGAAAAGCUUUGAGGAGCAAGAGGAACUUAACCACCACCGGAGGACUCACACUGGGAAAAAGCCUUAUUCGUGUUCUGAUUGUGGGAAACGGUUUCCAGUGAAAUCAAAACUCAUCCAACAUCUGAGAGUCCACACUGGUGAAAAGCCCUUCCCCUGUGCUGUGUGCGGGAGAUGUUUCACCACCAAGACCAACCUUGCCACACAUCAAUCCAUCCACACAGAAGAGAAACCGUUUCCGUGUUCUAAGUGCGGGAAAUGCUUCUCAAGGAAGUCGUCCCUUCUGACACAUCUCCGGAUUCACAACGGCGACAAAGAUUUCACAUGCGGAGAGUGCGGGAAGAGUUUUACGUUAAAAUGUUAUUUACGGAUUCACGAAAAGAUUCACACAGGCGAGAAACCAUUUGCAUGCUCGGAGUGCGGAAAGUGCUUCCUCCAGCGGUCAGCCUUUGUCAAACAUCAGCGCCUUCACCGAGGAGACAAGCCGUUUUCCUGUCCGGAGUGUGGAAGGUGCUUCCUGGAAAAAGGACAGCUUGCUAUACAUCAGCGCAUACACACAGGGGAGCGGCCGUAUGCCUGUUCCGAAUGCUACAAAAGUUUCAUCAAAAAGUCAGAUCUUCAGAGGCACCAGAGAACGCACACGGGUGAAAAGCCUUUUUCCUGCGGCGAGUGCAGGAAAUGCUUCACGCAGAAAGCUCAUCUCGUCGCCCAUCAGAGAGUUCACACGGGCGAGAAGACAUCUUCCUGUUCGGAGUGUGGCAGGUGUCCCCGGAAGUUUCUUCCUGGUCAACACCAGGAAGGUCACACUCAUUGA